Pipistrellus kuhlii (Kuhl's pipistrelle) is the source of this 4613-nucleotide messenger RNA. It is a transcript of the gene AP3B1, whose product is annotated as adaptor related protein complex 3 subunit beta 1. The transcript is spliced from 27 exons. Gene Ontology annotation, biological process: vesicle-mediated transport; intracellular protein transport; anterograde synaptic vesicle transport. Bases 159 to 3419 code for a protein of 1086 amino acids. Gene Ontology annotation, cellular component: clathrin adaptor complex; AP-3 adaptor complex; membrane coat. Lineage: Eukaryota; Metazoa; Chordata; Mammalia; Chiroptera; Vespertilionidae. The record is from RefSeq and is a predicted model, not a curated record.
GAGUCCGGAAGCGCCUGCGCGCGCCCCUCCGCCGGAGAAGGAGUUCGGUUCCGUGUCCCGCGGCUCGGCGUCCGUCCCGCGGACAGCUGCUGUGCGGAGAGGAACCCCGAGCGGGGCCGACCCGACCCGACCCGACCCGACCCCGCCGGCCCCCAGCGAUGUCCAGCAACAGCUUCGCUUACAAUGAGAACUCCGGGGGAGGGGAGGCCACGGAGCUGGGGCAGGACGCGACCUCAGCCAUUUCCAACUCCGGCGCCCUGGGCCUCUUCAGCAGCGACCUGAAGAAGAAUGAAGAUCUAAAGCAAAUGUUGGAGAGCAACAAAGAUUCUGCUAAAUUGGAUGCUAUGAAACGGAUCGUUGGGAUGAUUGCAAAAGGGAAAAAUGCAUCUGAACUGUUUCCUGCUGUUGUGAAGAAUGUGGCCAGUAAAAAUAUUGAGAUCAAGAAGUUAGUAUAUGUUUACCUGGUUCGAUAUGCUGAAGAACAGCAGGAUCUGGCACUCUUGUCCAUAAGUACUUUUCAGCGAGCUCUGAAGGAUCCAAAUCAGCUAAUUCGUGCAAGUGCUUUGAGAGUUCUGUCAAGUAUUAGAGUGCCAAUUAUUGUACCUAUUAUGAUGCUCGCUAUUAAGGAAGCUUCUGCUGAUUUAUCACCAUAUGUUAGGAAGAAUGCAGCCCAUGCCAUACAAAAGUUGUACAGCCUUGAUCCAGAGCAGAAGGAAAUGUUAAUUGAAGUUAUUGAAAAACUUUUGAAGGAUAAAAGCACACUGGUAGCUGGCAGUGUUGUGAUGGCUUUUGAAGAAGUAUGCCCAGAGAGAAUAGACCUGAUUCACAAGAAUUACCGCAAGCUAUGUAAUUUACUAGUUGAUGUAGAAGAGUGGGGACAAGUUGUCAUAAUCCACAUGCUGACUCGAUAUGCUCGUACACAGUUUGUCAGUCCUUGGAAAGAGGAUGAUGGUCUAGAGGACAACGAAAAGAAUUUCUAUGAGUCUGAUGAGGAACAGAAAGAAAAGGCUGAGAAAAGAAAAAAGCCUUAUACUAUGGAUCCAGACCAUAGACUUUUAAUUCGGAAUACAAAACCUUUGCUUCAGAGCAGAAAUGCAGCGGUGGUUAUGGCAGUUGCUCAGCUGUAUUGGCACAUAUCACCAAGAGCUGAAGCUGGCAUUAUUUCUAAAUCACUAGUGCGUUUACUUCGUAGCAGUAGGGAGGUGCAGUAUAUUGUCCUACAGAACAUAGCAACUAUGUCAAUUCAAAGAAAGGGUAUGUUUGAACCUUAUCUGAAGAGUUUCUAUGUUAGGUCAACUGAUCCAACUAUGAUCAAGACACUUAAGCUUGAAAUUUUGACAAACUUGGCAAAUGAAGCCAACAUAUCAACUCUUCUUCGAGAAUUUCAGACUUACGUAAAAAGCCAGGAUAAGCAAUUCGCAGCAGCCACUAUUCAAACUAUAGGCAGAUGUGCAACAAACAUCUUAGAAGUCACUGACACAUGUCUCAAUGGCCUGGUGUGUCUGCUGUCCAACAAAGAUGAAAUAGUUGUUGCUGAAAGUGUCGUUGUUAUUAAGAAAUUACUGCAAAUGCAACCUGCACAACAUGGUGAAAUUAUUAAACAUAUGGCCAAACUCUUGGACAGUAUUACUGUCCCUGUGGCUAGAGCAAGUAUUCUUUGGCUAAUUGGAGAAAACUGUGAACGAGUUCCUAAAAUUGCCCCUGAUGUUUUGAGGAAGAUGGCUAAAAGCUUCACAAAUGAAGAUGACCUUGUAAAACUGCAGAUUUUAAAUUUGGGAGCAAAAUUGUAUUUAACCAACUCCAAACAGACAAAAUUGCUUACCCAGUACAUAUUAAAUCUCGGCAAGUAUGAUCAAAACUACGACAUCAGAGACCGUACAAGAUUUAUUAGGCAGCUUAUUGUUCCGAAUGAGAAGAGUGGAGCUUUAAGUAAAUAUGCCAAAAAAAUAUUCCUAGCACAAAAACCUGCACCACUGCUUGAGUCUCCUUUUAAAGAUAGGGAUCAUUUCCAGCUUGGAACUUUAUCUCAUACACUCAACACUAAAGCUACUGGGUACAUGGAAUUAUCUAAUUGGCCAGAGGUGGCGCCUGACCCAUCAGUUCGAAAUGUAGAAGUAAUAGAGUUGGCAAAAGAAUGGACUCCAUCAGGAAAAGCAAAGAAAGAGAAACCUGCUAAGAAAUUUUAUUCUGAAUCUGAGGAGGAAGAGGACUCUUCCAAUAGCAGCAGUGAUAGUGAGAGUGACUCUGGAAGUGAAAGUGGGAAACAAGGGGAGGAAGGAGACAGUGAAGACAGCAGCGAGGACUCCUCCAGUGACAGUGAGAGUGGAAGCGAGUCAGAAGCAGAAAACAAAAAAACGGCCAAGAGGAACUCCAAAAGCAAAGGAAGAGGUGAUUCUGAAGAUGGGGAGACUGAAAAUGAGAAAUCUGAAACUUCAGAUUCUUCCAGUGGAGAUUCGAGUUCAAUAGAAGACAGUUCUUCAGAAUCUGAAUCAAAAUCAGAAAGUGAAUCUAAAUCCAGAAAAGUCACCAAGGAGAAAGAAACAAAAAUAAAGCAAGAUAGAAAUCUUGUUACCAAAAAUGUCUCACUUCUUGAUCUGGAUGAUUUUAACCCGGUAUCUGUUCCAAUUGCACAUCCCACACCAGCUCUUUCUCCAAGCUUGAUAGCCGAUCUUGAAGGUUUAAAUUUGUCAACUUCUUCAUCAAUCAUCAACGUCAGUACUCCUGUCUUUGUACCAAUGAAAACUCAUGUGCUGCUUCAUCGCAUGAGUGGGAAAGGACUAGCUGCCCAUUACUUCUUUCCAAGACAGCCUUGCAUUUUUGGUGAUAAGAUGGUCUCUGUACAAGUAACACUGAAUAAUACUACAGAUCAAAAGAUCGAAAAUAUUCACAUCGGAGAAAAAAAACUUCCUACAGGCAUGGAAAUGCAUGUUUUUAAUCCAAUAGAAUCUCUUGAGCCUGAGGGAUCCAUUACUGUUUCAAUGGGUAUUGACUUCUGUGAUUCCACUCAGACUGCCAGUUUCCAGUUGUGUACCAAGGAUGAUUGCUUCAAUGUUAAUAUUCAGCCACCUGUUGGAGAACUGCUUUUACCUGUGGCCAUGUCAGAGAAAGAUUUUAAGAAAGAGCAAGGAAUGCUGACAGGAAUGAAUGAAACUUCUACUGUAAUCAUCCUUGCACCACAGAACUUCACCUCCUCUGUGAUCCUUCAGAAGAUUGUCGAUGUGGCCAACGUUGGUGUAGUGCCUUCUGGCCAGGACAAUGUACACAGGUUUGCAGCUAAAACUGUGCACAGUGGGUCAUUGAUGCUAGUCACAGUGGAACUCAAGGAAGGCUCUACAGCACAGCUUAUCAUAAACACCGAGAAAACUGUGAUUGGCUCUGUUCUGCUGCGGGAGCUGAAGCCCGUCCUGUCCCAGGGGUAACCUGCUUACAUCUGGACUUCAGAAUCUGGCACACAACAAAAGUGCCUGGCAUCCACGACUGCUGCCUUUCAUUUAUAAUAAUAGCCCUUCCAUCUGGCAGUGGGGGAACACACUCCUGACAUUCUUGUCUCCUGCUUUAGAAUGCUAGUGUGUAGCUCCCAUGUAUGCAGUACUGUCCCCAUUUUCGCUUUGCUAACCAAAGAACAUAUUUUUUACUGUCAGUUCUUUCAACUCUUGAGUCCAUGUGGCAUUUUCUCUACCCUGCUACUUCUUCUGUCCUUCUCAUCUUCCUUCCCUUUUUCAACAAUGAUGGACGUGAAUUGGAUAUUUAAAGUUUAUUGGAAAUCAUCUUCUUCCCACAGUAAGCAAAAAUUAGCCUAGAAAUAGUCUGUAUUGCCUCUCAGCUUGACAUUUGAAGAUGGGCUACUUUUUAGAAUUAAAUGCCAAAACAACAAGAUCUCUGCAAAAUUUUGUUCUAUGAAUUUCCUGGUAUCGUAAUUGGUUAUUGACAACUGUCAUCAUGAAAUUAUCUCUGAAUAAUAAGAUGAAUAAACUAGCAUAAAAAGCAUUUGCCUUUGCAUUCUUUUAAUGAGAAAUUGUUUAUAAUUCUGAAGUUUGCAUGUGCUUAUUUUUUUUUUAACUCUAUAGUAGAUAGUUUGAGUGUUUUAUUAUGCAGAAAAGCAAAGGGUUUAAUGAAAGAAAAAACACUUUCAAACCAAGCAGAUGUUUCUAAUUGUGUUAUAUUCUUUACUUUUGCAUAAAGUAAUAUUUUUUGCUGCUAACUUAGAUUUAAAAUUUAUGUUAAAUCAGUAAUAUAAUGUAUAAUAGUAUGCUAACAAUGGAAACCACUUUAAUAUCAAUAGCUUAAUAUCAUUAAAAUAUUUUUCUCAUAAGUGAAAUUAGAAAAAUGACCAAAGUCCCAUUUCAGAUUUGGAUUUUUGGGGUUUUUGAUACAAUGAUUCAGAGUUCCUUGCCUCAUAUUUCCUUUAACUUGAUCAUAAUCCAUGAUUAUCUUUAAAUUAUUCCAUUGAGUCGAGUUAGUCAAUGUUGAAUUCUUAAUUCUAGCUAUAUUUUUUCAUUUUAAUGUCCACUUAAUGGGACAUUUGAUGUGCACCAAUCUUGAAGAAUUGCUCUCAUAGUAUAUUUCAGCCUGAGCCUCGUUUUUAGUAUCACAAUGCAUUUGCUUUAUUUAUU